Molecule: messenger RNA, 1938 nt
Organism: Rhagoletis pomonella (apple maggot)
Lineage: Eukaryota; Metazoa; Arthropoda; Insecta; Diptera; Tephritidae
Exons: 2
Source: RefSeq, a predicted model, not a curated record
AUGGAGAAAACCCUACUUAAAAAAGGCGAGCUUAAAUCAGCAUACGAUGGUGUCCUGGAAGAAUAUCUCGAUUUAGAUCAUAUGGAAAAAGUAAAUCCAUAUGAGAACAUAACCAAAGGUAAAUACACCUCAUUUUACCUACCCCAUUAUGCGGUUGUAAAACCAGACAAAAAAACAACCAAGUGGCGUAUGUUCAAGUACGUAUUUAACGGAGACGUCGAAAAAAUGUAUCGACAAAUACUCGUACAUAAAGACGAUCAAGACUUUCAGCGCAUGAUAUUUCGAAAUUCACCUAAUAGUCCAAUAUGCGACUAUAAACUCAAAACGGUGACAUUUGGCGUAAAUUGUGCCCCCUUUCUUGCCAUUCGAACACUUCACGAAUUGGCAAACGAUAUAAAAGAAAAAUUACCCCUAGCAACCCCGGUGUUAAAAACACCAACAUAUGUGGAUGAUAUCCUGUCUGGAAGCCACAGCUUACCCCAAGCGUACGAAGCACUAUCACAAGUAAUACAAGCCCUCAAGUCAGCAGGGUUCCCCCUAAAAAAGAUAACCGCCAAUCACCCCGAAAUCCUAACAGAUAUAAAUAAAGAAAGUUUAUUAGAUUCAAACUUCCUAAUAUUCGAAAAGGAAAGUACAACAAAAACCCUAGGCAUACAAUGGAAUGCGAUCUCAGAUAAAUUCUCAUAUACUCUUGAGUCGAUAUUUGCUCAAUCCGCAAUAACUAAAAGGCAAAUUCUGUCGGCUGUAGCGAAACUUUUUGACUCCGCAGGAUGGCUUUCGCCAGUUAUGAUACAAGCGAAAAUCCUGAUACAAGAAUUAUGGCUUGACGGAACCGAAUGGGACGAGCAAGUGAAACCACUUCGCUUGGAAAAAUGGUCCCAAUUUGCUAACAACUUGCACGCUAUUGCAGAGAUACAAAUCCCUAGAUGGGUAAAUUACUCCCCCGAAUACCAAGUAGAACUGCAUGGCUUCUGCGACGCCUCUGAAAAGGCAUAUUGCGCAACUAUAUAUGUGCGCACCCAAAUUAACAGCACAAUUUCAAGCCAUUUGUUAGUAGCAAAAGCCAAAGUGGCACCUCUCAAAACACUAAGUCUACCACGACUUGAACUGUGUGGCGCGCUUCUACUCGCAAAAUUAGCCUCAACUGUGCAAACGCAUUUAAACAUGACCAGUCAAAAAUUAUAUCUAUGGUCAGACUCAGAGAUCGUCUUAGCUUGGUUAGAAAAACUACCCCACUCAUGGAAAACAUAUGUUUCCAACCGCACAGCCCAAAUACUUGAUUUAGUUGGGCCGGCAACUUGGCGACAUGUAGCCAGUGCUGAUAACCCCGCCGAUCUUGGCACAAGAGGUUGCAAACCCUUGCACCUCGCCACCACCUCACUCUGGUGGAACGGCCCCAGCUGGCUAAUAGAAUCACAACAAUUCUGGCCACAAUCCCCCAUACGCAUCAUAAUUGCCCCAGAAAGUCGAAAAGUUGAAACCUUUCACACAAUACUGGAUGACAAUGACAUACUAGAACGAUUUUCCUCGUUCCCCUGUGCCCUAAAGGUAGUCGCCUAUAUGUUCAAAUUCGUAGAGCGCCUCAAAAAUAAGGUGAAGAAAACACCGAAUUCCCCAUAUAACAUGUUAACGCAUCAAGACCUACAAAAAGCAAAGGUUUCCCUUGUUGCAUACACUCAAACGCGCUAUUUCAGCCGCGAAAUAUUACUGCUAAGAGAAUCAAAACCAAUUGAUAAAAAGAGUCAACUCUUAGUACUCAAUCCAUUUUUAGACACGAAAUGUCUGCUUCGUGCUAAUGGACGGCUAGCGAACUCCAGCCUCACAUAUAACGAACGCCACCCCAUAAUAAUACCAGAGAAAUCCUCAUUUGCAACACUAUACCUCAGAUUUCUCCACUUAUUAAUGCUACAUGCCGAACAUCGCCUCAUGCAACAAAUG